AUGAGUGAUUUCGUUAAAGAAAUAGUCGGUUCUGGAAUCAGAUUGAACAUUCUCUCCACAACCCACCCCUCAACCUCAACCUCCAUCACACAGAAGUACACGAUUCUGGAAAAACCUAAACAAGUGAUAGCUUCCAAAAUGGUCUUUUGCCACCCGGUACCUUAUCCCUAUGCUGUUUUCUUCUGCCACCACUUUGAGAGUGACACCAGAUUCUUCCAGGUCUCAUUAGGAGGUGAGAAUGGAGAUAAGGUGGAAGCUGUAGCGGUUUGCCACAUGGACACUUCUGAUUGCGACUCUAGCCUCAGCCUGUUCCGCAACCUUGGUAUCAAAGCUAGUGCCUCCUCUCCGGUGUGCCAUUUCUUCCCGGAAAAUCAUCUUGUUUGGAUUCCAUCCCCAACAACAGCCAGUACUGCUUAA
Molecule: messenger RNA, 417 nt
Organism: Fragaria vesca subsp. vesca
Lineage: Eukaryota; Viridiplantae; Streptophyta; Magnoliopsida; Rosales; Rosaceae
Product: BURP domain-containing protein 17-like
Exons: 1
Coding region: 1-417 (138 amino acids)
Source: RefSeq, a predicted model, not a curated record